AUGCUGGCCUGGCCUUUGCAGACUGGCGGGUAUGAUCUCAACCUCUUCACCAGCCCUCCUGACUGCAACUUCCUGUGCUCCGUCUGCCACGGGGUUCUUAAGAGGCCAGUAAGGUUGCCAUGCAGCCACAUCUUCUGCAAAAAGUGCAUCCUCCGGUGGCUAGCCAGACAAAAGACCUGUCCGUGCUGCAGGGUAGAGGUGAGGAGGAGGAAGAUGGUCCAUGUGAAUAAACUCCAGAGAACCAUUGGCCGCCUAGAAGUCAAGUGCAAGAACGCGGAGGCUGGCUGCUUGGUGACCUGCCCUCUAGCCCAUCGCAAGGGGCACCAGGACUCAUGCCCGUUUGAGCUAAUGGCCUGCCCCAACGAGGGCUGCACUGCACGGGUGCUACGUGGGACCCUGGCCGAGCACCAGCGGCAGUGCCAGCAAGGUGCCCAGCAGCGUUGUCCCCUGGGCUGUGGGGCCACCCUGGACCCUGUAGAACGUGUGCAGCACAACUGCUACCGCGAGCUGCGCGACGCCUGGAGCGAGCGCCAGCAGCGCAGCCGGCCCCUGUUGCUAUGCGUGCUGCGACAUGUGCGCCAGGUGCACCGCGCCACCAACCUCAUCCGCGGGCAGCUGGCCCAGCUCGGCAACUUCCUGGAGGACGAUGCCCUGCUCCUGGGCACCCCGCAGGAGGAGGCCAAGGCCACCCCGGAAGGCAAUAUUGGGGCUGAGGAGUCGGGGCCCAGGGCCACAGUGCCUUGUAAAUAGAGAAUAAACGCGGAGCCCAGGCCUGGCCCGCCUCGCCACCUCUGUGCCUGCUGGCCUCACUCUGCCACAUUUGCCGCCGCCCCUUGCGACCCAUCCAGGUACUCCUUCCUUCUCCAGCCAGGGACACUUUGAAAGCCUCUCUCCCUCGGACUCUUGAGUUCUUUCCCAUCACUGGGUCUUUGCUCUUCUCUUCCCCCUGCCUGGAAAGCUCUUCCAUUUGCCUGCUUUCUCCUUUUCACUCAAACGUCUCUCCUCCUGUUAGAGGUUUUCCCCAACCAUCCUCUCCCUGUCCACUCUCCCGUUACUUCCUCUCAGUGUGUUUUACCAGUUUCAUAACCAGCAGCACAAACGGCUCAGAACCUUGAACUCAGAGUAAAAGCCAACUCCUCACAAUGGCUUACGAGGAGCCCUCCUGACCUCUGCCCUCUUGCGCCUAUAUUCUCUUCACCCACUGCCUGCAGUCACGCCGUCUUCUGUUGCUCUUCCUAAGCGCCAGGCACCCCCAAGCCGCUCUUGGCCUGAAGCCCUGCUCCACGAGCUUCAACGUCACUGCAGGCGUCCCCUUCUCAAUGAAGCCUCCUCUACCGCACCACUGAAAACUGCCCUCGCUGCAUCAUUUGCUGGUUAUUUCCAGAGCAGCAACCACUUAUUGUAAUAAUACCC
Molecule: messenger RNA, 1413 nt
Organism: Cynocephalus volans (Philippine flying lemur)
Lineage: Eukaryota; Metazoa; Chordata; Mammalia; Dermoptera; Cynocephalidae
Gene: RNF151
Product: ring finger protein 151
Molecular function (GO): zinc ion binding
Source: RefSeq, a predicted model, not a curated record